Rana temporaria (common frog) is the source of this 2153-nucleotide messenger RNA. RefSeq names its product zinc finger protein OZF-like. The coding region runs from base 183 to 1862 and encodes 559 amino acids. The record is from RefSeq and is a predicted model, not a curated record. Gene Ontology annotation, molecular function: DNA-binding transcription factor activity; RNA polymerase II cis-regulatory region sequence-specific DNA binding. Gene Ontology annotation, biological process: regulation of transcription by RNA polymerase II. The transcript has 2 exons. NCBI's taxonomy places the organism in Eukaryota, Metazoa, Chordata, Amphibia, Anura, Ranidae.
AUCCGGAAGCGGCAGAAAAUCGGCGCUCUGGCAGCGUGUGUGCUGGUAGCCGCCCCCGGGGGUGGGAAAAUAAAAGGUACACAGGCAGGAGAGCUGGCAGAUUUAUCAAGGGAACUCUUGCGGGAAGACGGAGAUCCCGAAGUCCGGCGCUUCCACCUCUAUGAGAGAGUAGGCACCCCGGUAUGUCUACGUCAACAGGUCAUAAGCAACCUCCAUUUACACAUGUGGGUGGUAAGCGGCUCCCCCGGCCUGAGAGGUCUCCACGCAUGGACAAAAGCCAAAAUAGACCCGCAAAGAAAGAACCCCUCCCACGUGGUCAUCCCUCACCAAGUGAUCUUUUGGCCUCUACUGGUGAGAAGAAAAAGGCACCAGAUAUUGCGAAGGAAGAAUCAAACUCAAGCGAAGAAGAGUAUUUCCCACAAAGUGACUCUUCUUUUACCAUGGAUGGUGAGCACGAUAUAUCGACUUUCAUCAAACGGGAACCUCUUUCGAGCGACAGUGAACAUUCCUUGUCCAUGGAUGAUACAGAAAGCCUGUCAAUCAUCAUAAAGGAAGACCCUUCCUCCAGCGAGGAAGACUCCUCACCCUCGGACAGUGCCACUUCAAGGCACCGCACAAAAGCGACGUCCGUGAACAUUGCAGAGAAGCCCCAUUCAACAGAUGAGGGACAAUUGUCUGACAAUGCCAUAGAUCAAUCACAAAUUUUAAUAGUUCAGAUUAAGGAUGAGUCCCUUUUAAACGAGGGAGCAAAUGUUACCAGAAGCGGACCCAUUGAGCGUAUUCCGCGGCCACCGAACCACGCUGCGGGCAGGCUGAAGAGGUUGGGGGGUUACGCUGCAGAGGAGAUGACCGUCAUCUGCCCCAUCUGUGGAAAGAGCUUCAGCAACAGCCGGAAGUUUGUGAAGCACCAGAGGGCUCACACGGCAGAGAAGCGCUUUGCUUGCAAGGAGUGCGGGAAGGCAUUUGCCAGCAACUCCACCCUAAUUAAGCACCAGCGGGUCCACACGAGGGAAAAGCCGCACCCGUGUUUGGAGUGUGGGAAGUACUUUUCCAGCAAGCCCAGCCUGCGAGAGCACAAGAAGCGCCACACGGGUGACAAGCCGUUCGCCUGCGACCAGUGCGGGAAGUGUUUCGUCAAGAAGUCCCACCUCACGGUCCACGAACGGAGCCAUACCGGGGAGCGCCCAUUCUCUUGCCCGGAGUGCGGCAGGGGCUUUCCUACCAGCUCCAGCCUCCGUGCCCACCAGAGCGUCCACACCAAGGACACACCAUUCACGUGUUUAGUGUGUGGCAAGGAGCUGAAGAGCCAGGCCAACCUAAUCUACCACCAGAGGAUCCACACAGGGGAGAAGCCCAACACCUGCCCGGAGUGUGGGGAAUCAUUCAUUAGCGGGCCCCAGCUUCUCGUCCACCUGAGAAGCCACACUGGGGAAAAGACCUACACUUGCCAAGACUGCGGGAAGGACUUUGUCAGUCAGUCCCACCUUGACCGCCACCAGAGAACUCACACGGGCGAUAAGCCUUAUGGCUGCCCAGAGUGCGGCAAGUGCUUCCCCAGUAAAUCCCACCUGGACAUACACCGUCGUAUUCACGCAGGUGAAAAGCCAUACACCUGCCCCGACUGUGGCAAAGGCUUCAUCACCAACUCGCACAUGGUUAUCCACCGGCGCAUCCACACAGGCGAGAAACCCUACUCCUGCUCGGUCUGUGGGAAAUGUUUCAGUGGGGCCUCCAACCUUAUCAAGCAUGAACAGAUACAUGGGGGGGAGAAGGCCUACACCUGCUCAGAGUGCGGGAAGUGCUUCCUAAGGAAAGAUGCCCUGUUCAAGCAUGUACAGACCCACCGGAAGACCAUAACGUAAAUGGGACCCUUUGACUGUGUUUUGUUCACCGUUCAUCCUCUGAGGCUACAGAUUUUGCCAAUAUAAAGGACUGUCCUAGUGCUAGAUCCCUGUAAGAGAGUGGUUCCUCUUAUGUACAGAAUGGGACGGGGAGGAGUCUUGGCUUAUAGAGGUGUCAGCUAGAUAUCCUAAAGUCUAGCUUACUUACCAACACCCUAGAUCAGGGGUCUCCAAACUUUCUAAACAUAGGGCCAGUUUACUGUCCUUCAGACUUUAGGGGGCCGGACUGUGGACAGUGGGAGUAGAAAAUGC